ACUCGGAUUUCAAAUAAAGCGCAGCAAGUCCGUGGAGUUUGUACAGAGAUUUAUUCGGCCCGGACAACGCCAUGAAGUGGUGUUGCCCACUCCUGCUGUUCAUUUCAUGUCUCCUUCGGGGCGGACGGACAGUGAACAGGCUGCAUCAUUUGGCUGCUGUGGAAAUCCAAUGGACUUAUUCCAGAGAUUGGGGAGAAAGGCGUGUUUUCAGUUCUGCUGAAACGGACACAUAUUACAAGAUUGUUUACAAGGAGUACCGUGACGCUGACUUUAACAGAGAAAAGCCUGGCCCGGACUGGAGAGGGUUGCUGGGUCCCAUUCUACGAGCAGAAGUAGGAGACACUUUACAGAUCCAUUUCAAGAAUAAGGCAUCUUAUCCUUUCAACAUUCGACCGCAGGGAAUAAUGAGCGGACAAUCAGCUACCGAGUUCUUCUAUAAAAACAAAUUAUACUUUGAAGACAAAAAGGAACCCAUCAUACCAAACCAAGAGCAUACGUAUUUCUGGAAUAUCACAGAAGAAAUGGGACCAACCAUAUCUGAUCCUCAGUGCCUCACGUACACCUAUUCUUCUGAUAUUGAUGUAAUAAAAGAUUUCCAUACUGGAUUGAUUGGAGCUCUACUGAUCUGUAAACCUGGUAGUUUGAAAAAGAAUGGCAAGCAAAAUGAUUUUAGUGAAGAAUUUGUUUUAUUAUUUUCAAUAUUUGAUGAAAGUAAGAGCUGGUAUGAGUACAAAGAAAAGGCUCCAAUCAAAAUGUACUCCAUCAAUGGAUUUACAAAUGGCACUUUACCAGAACUUGGUGUAUGCACUCAUGAUGACAUUAGCUGGCAUUUAAUUGGAAUGAGCUUGGAUCCUGAAGUCUUCUCUAUUCAUUUCAAUGGCCAAGUCCUCUUGCACAAUAAUCACAGAGUAUCAUCUAUUGGCCUGACACCAGGCUCAUCUGUCACAGCUGAGAUGUCUCCCAUUCAAGAUGGAAAAUGGCUGCUCUCUUCUCAAGUACAACAUCAUCGCCUGGCUGGUCUGUAUGGGUAUCUCAACAUAAAAGAAUGCACAUCUAAGGAGUCACCAGGAAAUUACAGGUCAAGAAGACUGCGAAGAAAUUUUCGUGAAUAUUAUAUUGCAGCUGAAGAAGUUUUGUGGGAUUACGCUCCUGAUAUUCAAACCUACGUGGACAGUGAUUUUAAAACCAAAUAUUUGGAUUCGGGACCAAACCGUAUUGGCAAAAUAUAUAAAAAGGCAAUAUAUGUAGAAUACACAGAUGAAACUUUCUCCAAACGUAAAGAACCGAAUGAAGGACCAAUUUCUAUUUUACAAGGUGGAUUUGGGGCCCCUGUUAUAAGAACUGAAGUUGGCGAUAAAAUUAAGGUUUAUUUUAAGAAUAUGGCUAGUCGUCCCUACAGCAUUUACCCUCAUGGUAUAACAGUGGAUAAGAACAAUGAAGGUGCUAUCUACCCUGGGAAUUCCGCAAAUUCUACAAAACAAGUUGAUCCUAAACAAAUCCACAUUUACACUUGGAGGAUUUCUGAAGAUGUUGGACCAACUGCCUCUGACCCCAGGUGCCUAACAAGAAUAUAUCACAGUGCUGUUGACGUCACUCGGGACAUUGCUUCAGGGCUUUUUGGACCACUUCUAAUCUGCAAGGACCUGUCCCUGGAUGCCAGGAACUUGCAGAUAAGAGUAGAUGAAGAGCAACACAUCAUAUUUGCAGCACUUGAUGAGAACCAAAGCUGGUAUAUUGAUGAGAACAUUCAGUUAUACCUGGAUUCUUCCAACUUUGAUCCUACAGACCCUGAAUUUUACGAAUCAAACAUCAUGUACACGGUAAGUGGUCUUGUGUACGAAAGCAAAGAAUCAUUACCCUUCUGUGAGGGAGUUGUUACAUACUGGCAUGUUUCAAGUAUUGGUGCUCAAGACCACAUUCAAGCAGUUUACUUCCAUGGUCAUACCUUCAAGCACAGAAAAACAAAUGAAGAUGUGCUACAUCUCUUUCCUUCAAUGGGUGAAACUGUAACCAUGCAGAUGGACAAUUUGGGUGAAUGGCUCCUUGGAACUUUAAGUUCACGACCAGUGACCUAUGGUAUGAGGAUAAGAUUUAAAGUUUAUCGGUGUGAGGAUGAAGGCAUUGAAUACCCUUUAGUUUUCUUAAGGAUUCAAUCUGAAUCAGACAAAGUGCUUAUAGAGGUAAGUGAGGAAGCCAGUGAAGAGGAGCUUGAUGAUGAGUCACUUGCAAUUCUGCAAGAACUUGGAUUCCGAUCAUUCCACACACCGCCAGAAGCAGAAGAAGAAGAUAUAUUCCAGUAUAUUGAAGGUGAAACUGAUAAUUCAAGAGAGCUCAACACUAAAAUAUCUGAGGAGCAAGGUAGCCAAUUCCACUCAAGGGUUAGUGGAAGUCAGAAUAAAACGUACAGUGAAGCAAACAAAGAAAAGGUUGAUAACUUGGAGUACAAUAUGGCUCAAUAUGAGCUUGAGCAGCCUAAGGACUUAGGUGAAAGUACAUCGGAAGUGCCAUUAAACGAAGCAAUCAAUGAGAUGAGACAGAAAACUGAAACAGAAUCUGAUGCGCAUGUGAUGAAUUUCACAUCCUCAACUGUUCAUUUAAAGCAAAAUAGAACAGCUACGAUAGUGGGAGAUAUUAACGUGGAGAUUUUUGGAGAAGAUUAUGAGGCAAAAACUAACAGUAGUGUACUUCAAGAUUUUUUACUCCGCUCUGCUGUCAGAAAUACUACCUUGUUAUUUAACAUGAGCAGUCCAAAUACUGUGGUUAAUCCCUCUGUGAAGAAUAAGAGGAGUUUAGCUGAGAGUCCUACAGGAAUACUCAAGCAAAAUAAUUUUCAAUUAACUACAGAGAACAUCAGCUCCGUCAUUAUUGAUGGUGAAAGAGAAGAGAAGUCUGAUUUUGUCCCACAAGAAAAUAACACAGAACUAAAGAGUCAAAAUGAGGAAACUGAAACUCUGUUUGAAAUGAGGAACACCAAUAGUUUUAAUGAAACAAGCACAAUAUCAAAUAGUACAGGCAGAAAAACAAUGCUUUCAUCUCCUUCAUUAAAGCAGAAUGUGGCAACUUCACAAGCAACUAACUUUACACCUGGUUAUGAAAGAAAUCAAAUUAACACCAAUGCAAAUAAUGAAGGUAAAAGUACAUUGACAGUUGACGUAGAACAGGGUAAUUUACUCAAUCACUUGUCCCAUGAGGUUUUGGAACACGUCACCAAUACUUCAGAACAACCAGGAAUGGAAAACAGUAGAAUCUCUGAAAAAGUAUUUAUUUACUUAAAGAAGUAUUCAACAGGCAAGCACAGGGUUAGAUUUCAGGGAACACCUCUGAAACCCAAAGGAUCGCAUUUGAUGUACCAAGUGGAAGAAAAAGGCUUUAGUGUUACAGAGUUAAAGCAUUUGAAAAAAUAUGUAAAGCUGGCAAUACAUGAUAAUUCUACAAGAAAAUUCCAAACCAAAGAAAAUGUUAGAAGACAGACUGCAAUUAAAACAAUGCUGAAACGCAGAAAAUUGCUGAAGGAUCAAAUGUCUCCAAGAGGGUUCAAACCUGGUCUUAAAAAAAGAAUUCAUGUUCCUUUAGGCAAAAAACGUAUGUCACCAAGAGGAUUUCACGUUAAACCUAAUUCAAUAAUUUAUCAAGAUGACAGUUCAAAUAGCAUUAUAAUAGGCAUUCCAAAACGUAAAAAUGGGGCCACUCUCGAUUACGAUGAAUAUAUUGCAAAUGCGGAUGCAGACCUUCUUGGAGCUGCUAGAAAAAAUCCUGAAGCUGCGACAGAUUUAGAUUCUAUGAACCCUUAUACUAAUGACAGACGAACUCAUUCAGACAUGUCCCGAGAUCCAGAAAUAAUCGUUGAGCAUUACUUACGGAGCUACAGAGGAAAUGUGAGGCAUUACUUCAUUGCAGCUGAAGAAAUUUUGUGGGAUUAUACUGGAAAUACUAUACAUUCAGCAGAGCAAACAAAUACACUGUAUAAAAAAGUCAUUUUCCGGAGAUACACAGAUGCGUUAUUUAGGGAACGCUAUGAUCACGGAGAAAGAUACGACCACUUGGGAAUACUUGGACCUGUCAUCAGAGCAGAAGUUAAUGAUGUCAUCAAGGUUCUCUUCAAAAACUUGGCUUCAAGACCAUACUCCAUUCAUGCCCAUGGAGUGUCAUAUGAAAAGUCAUCUGAAGGAGUGAAAUAUGAAGAUUACUCUACUGACUGGUUUAGAUCAGAUGAUGCUGUUCCCCCAAACAGCACGUACACUUAUGUAUGGAAUGUGCCGCCUCGAUCAGCACCAACUUCAUACGAUUCAGUCUGCAAGGCCUGGGUCUAUUAUUCCAGUGUGGACUAUGUGAAGGAUAUUAACUCUGGGUUGAUUGGGCCUCUGUUGAUCUGUAAGAAAGGAACACUGAACACCUUUAAUGAAAUUCCCAACGACGCUCGCGAAUUUGUUUUGCUCUUCAACACUUUUGAUGAAACUAAAAGUUGGUACCUGAAUGAGAACGAGAACCGACUUUGUAAAGAAUCCUGUGAGAUAAGCAAGAGCAAUUCCAAUUUUAAACAGCACAGUACAUUUCACGCUAUAAAUGGAUUUGUCAAUGCAUCAUUAAGGGGUCUCGUGAUAUAUGAAAAAGAGCAGGUGCGAUGGUAUUUGAUUAAUAUGGGAGGCUCAGAUGAUGCGCAUACCGUACGUUUCCACAGCCAGACUUUCAUUGAAAGGAGGGAAAGUGAACAUCGUCUGGGCAUUUACAACUUGUAUCCGGGUGCCUUUAGAACCAUUGAAAUGCAGAUAUCAAAACCUGGCACAUGGCUUUUAGACUGUGAAAAUGGAAUGCAUUACAAAGGAGGAAUGCGGGCACAUUUGCUUGUUCUAUCUAAAGCUUGCGAUUAUCCCUUGGGUAUGCAAUCUGGAAGUAUAACUGAUCCUCAAAUCACUGCAUCAGGCAAUGUGGAUGACUGGAAGCCAAGUCUAGCACGAUUACACAACAGCAACAUGAUCAAUGCCUGGAGUGCUGAAAAGUACAUCAACGAGAAGCUUUGGAUUCAAGUCGACCUGGAAAGGCCAAUGGUGAUCACUGAGCUUGCCACCCAAGGAGCCAGCACAAUGUUUGUGCAAAAUUUUAUUCAAACCUUUUUCAUUGAAUACAGUGUGGACGGGGAAAAUUGGAAGUAUUACAAUGGAAACAGCAGAAGCUAUAAACAAGUGUUUCAAGGAAACUGUAAUGCUACAGAUGUAAAGUUUAACAGGUUCAACCCUCCUAUUGUUGCAAGGUAUCUAAAAUUAAAUCCGGUAUCCUUCAAAGUCAGACCUACUCUUCGCAUGGAAUUAUAUGGCUGUGAAAUAGACUUCUGUUCACAACCUCUGGGAAUGAAGAGUGGAAUUAUUGAAGAUUCCCAGAUAACUGCUUCAUCCUACUGGAGUUCGUGGUGGGGUUCUUGGAACCCCUCACUUGCACGUCUGGAUCUGGAAGGCAGAAUCAAUGCAUGGAGGUCAAGUAAACAAAAUGCAGACCAAUGGCUCCAGGUUAACUUCCUGAAGAAAAAGAGGAUAAGUAGCAUCAUUACGCAAGGGGUCAGAUCCGUAACCACCGCAAUGUUUGUACAGACCUAUGCGGUGCAUUUUAGCAAUGAUGGAGAAAUAUGGCUACCAUAUACAGAUCAUCAGGAUGGGGGUGAGAAGAUAUUCACAGCAAACACAGAUUACUACCAUCAUAAAAAAAGCUACAUCAAUCCACCUAUUUUUGCCAAAUAUAUCCGGAUUAUUCCAAAAACCUGGUACAAUGAUAUUGCACUUCGAGUUGAAUUCUUUGGAUGUGCUUUGGAAUGAAGAUAUUUUUAGGGCAUUUGUAGGAGAAAGUACAACCUUUUGUAAAAAUACUUGUUGUAUUAAAAUUAUGCCUUUUUAUGAGAGACAAAACAUUCACUGAUAUUGAGAAAAUGCUGAUGUUAAAACAAGUAAAUUUUAAAUAACAGAUUGUUUUUUAGUUAAAAAUAAUUUAUAAAUCGUCAACAUAUAACCCAAAAUAUCGGAUUGGUUAGUUAGCUCUACAUCAUAGUCUGUUGGUCUUGCCAGAGGUUUUUUUUAAAUAAAGUUAUAUAACAUUUGCAGUA
Stegostoma tigrinum is the source of this 6088-nucleotide messenger RNA. It is a transcript of the gene f5, whose product is annotated as coagulation factor V. The record is from RefSeq and is a predicted model, not a curated record. The transcript has 25 exons. Gene Ontology annotation, molecular function: copper ion binding. Lineage: Eukaryota; Metazoa; Chordata; Chondrichthyes; Orectolobiformes; Stegostomatidae. The coding region runs from base 72 to 5804 and encodes 1910 amino acids.